Nerophis ophidion (straightnose pipefish) is the source of this 873-nucleotide messenger RNA. Its product is annotated as transmembrane protein 222-like. The transcript has 6 exons. The coding region runs from base 170 to 817 and encodes 215 amino acids. NCBI's taxonomy places the organism in Eukaryota, Metazoa, Chordata, Actinopteri, Syngnathiformes, Syngnathidae. The record is from RefSeq and is a predicted model, not a curated record.
CCGGGAAGAGCUAGACGAAGUGGCUGGGGAGAGGGAAGUCUGGGUUUCCCUGCUUAGGCUGUUGCCCCCGCGACUCGACCUCGGAUAAGCGGAAGAUGAUGGAUGGAUGGAUGGAUGGAUAAAAUAAUUGUUGAAUCCGUGAUUUCCGAACGCCCCAUUUGACCGAUAAAUGAACGACGAUGCGUUCACGAAUAGCCCGUUUAAUCCGUCCGUGGUGAAGCGACUGUGCGCUCUCUGUACUUCGCUGUCAAGAGUGGAAGCGGUGAUGGCGCAGACAGACGACAUUGACAUAAUGAUGAAUUAUCACGGAGAUGUAUUCAAAAAGGACAGAAAGAACUGCCGCUAUCCCUACUGCGUUGUCUGGACUCCCAUUCCUAUUCUUUCGUGGGUGCUGCCUUUUAUUGGUCAUAUGGGAAUAUGCACCUCUUCCGGAGUCAUAAGAGAUUUUUCAGGCUCUUACUUUGUCUCGGAGGACAGCAUGGGCUUUGGAAGACCAACAAAGUACUGGAAGCUUGACGUGGACAAAGUGUGUGACAACAGUGCCAUUACCUGGGACAAAGCGGUGCAUGAUGCAUCCGAAGAAUACAAAUGCAGACCGCACAAUUUGUGCUUAGAUAACUGCCAUUCCCACGUUGCCAUGGCUCUCAACCUGAUGCGCUACGACAACAGCACCUCUUGGAACAUGGUCAACUUGUGUGUGCUGUCGCUCAUUUAUGGCAAAUAUGUAAGCUGGCCCGCGAUCCUGAAGACCUGGCUGCCCUUCAUCAUGCUCUGCGGAGUCUUCGCCAUGUUUGUCCUAACUUUCAAGUUUCAGUAAUGCAGUCCAACAAGACAACUCAUUUUGUCACAUUUCUGCGAUUGGCCUCAUACCUC